CUGAAAACAAAAGCUUGUUUUUCGUAGUGUUCUACUAAUUUAAAUUAGUAAAGUAAACUGGUUUAGCGUGUGCUAUCAGUUUUUACGAUGCUUUACGAGUUUUAGAUGCAAGCGGGCGUAUGUGCAGACUCGUACAUGUAUGAAUAUAGUUGUAGAGCGGGUUUUACCAAUUGAAUUUGGAAGUUCUACGACAAUGCAAUAAUUAGUAAAGCAUCGAUAACUCGUAAACGCUGUUAUCAGAGCGUUUACGAAUUUGUUGUACUAAUUGGUUUACAAAUUUUGUGGUAGCUUUACGAUGUUUAGAAAUAUUCCCGCUGUUGAGAUCACGUGACAACACUUUUUCAGCGUGCAAAAUUUAAUCAGCGCAUAAACGCGCAGACGACUUGUAAUAUCGAGCAGCUGGGUUGUAAGGGAACUUGACGUUGAAAACAAUGGCAAACAGGCACAAAUUCCUGUUCCUUUAUAACGAACGCUGCAAAAAGGUUGAGCUAGAAAAUGACAACCCAAAUGGAGUAAGCAUGGAAGAGCUCAUGGAAAAGGCAAGCAACUUGUUCGGUAUUGAUCAGACAAAUAUCUUGCUCCAAAAAUGGGACUCUGGUUAUGAAUGUUUUAUCGACAUCGAUGGUAACGAGCCUGCUGAUGAAACUAUAUCUGGGGGUAUCAAGAUUAAAGUUCAAUCCAUAGUGCACUUCAUGCCAGUGCACAUAGACAUGGUGCAACCCAUUGCUGCUGCACAACCAGUCGUGUCUGAGAAACCUGAAGAUACUAGCACUGAAGAUGAACCUGAUGCUGGUGGCAGAUCUAGAGAUGUUGAAAUGGAGGUGGAGGAAAAGGAUCAAGGAGAAGCACAGAUUUAUUCUCAUGAAAGGUCCAGGUUGAGGCCAGUUUCAUGUUGGAUAGUAAAUUGGAAGUUGCCAGAUCUACCUCCAGCAAUUCACAAGAAGCUACUGUCACUGCCACUUGGAAAUGACUUGAGGGUCUCGGAGAGGUCAACGAUAUUUGACAUAAUAUUCAAGUCUGUGAUGCAGCAUAAGAAUGUGUACCCAAAGCCUGCUGAAUAUACCUUACUUAUUGACCAAUUGUUCAAGCGAUAUCCGAGACUGGACUGCAACUUGAAAGAUGUCAAUUGUGGAAGUCGCAAGGUGAUGUACAGGAAGAAGCUCACGUAUUACUUCCAAAACAAAAGAGAUGUCCUAAGGAAAGACGAGCUGACAACUGUAAACUUUGCAUGGCGGAAGAAGAGACAAUCAACCAAGCCGGUAUGCAAAGCAACUGCAUCAUCAGCUGCACCAGCAGUAUGGGGCGUACAAAAUUACCUACCGUCAAUGCCGGACACGGAAGAUGAUGACAGCAUCAAAAAGCACAUCAAGAUAAUGCAGGAUGAGUUCAAAAAGAAGUAUCCUGACAUCAAAAGAGUUGCAACAGGCAUGGAUAUGACAUUAAGUGCUCGGAGAAACACUAUUGUAAAAGAGAAUGCAACAAUUCAAGACAUAAAGGAUACUUAUCCAUGGCUAUUCCAAGAAUCGCAGCUGAUGGCUGAAAUGGACCGGCUGAUUGGCAGCUCGGAGGAUAAGGGGUUCAAGGGCAAAAUGACCCUUGGGUUCAAAAAAUUCGGGAUGGCCAUUGUUAAGUACGGGAAACGAUUGAAAGCAAAAUCCACACCACAGUGUUUCAAGAUACUAGCUGAGAGGAUUCCUAUCACUAGGGAUGACAAGGAAUAUCAAGAUGCUGUAACAAGAGCGGCCAUAAUCAUGAUACCAACCAUGUUCAGGGAGAAGAUUGGCAACAUCUUCAAGGAGUCUAAGGAGAACGAAGAGUCUGAUGAAAUGCCUUCCCCUGUCAUCAAGUACAGUGGCCAGCUGACAGAAGCAGCAGAGUUCCAGAUAGCUGUGGAUGGAGUGGUUGUUGCAACAAGUGAAGACAUCAUCAGCUCCUUCAGCUGCUACAUGGCAGCUAUUUAUACCUUCAACAUGCACAACCCCCGAUGUUUGGCCAAGACGGCUCUCUUCGUUGAAAGAGUCAUCCUAGACCUUGAAGACAAUCAGUCCAUCCAACCUUUGCAAAAUGUGGUCUCAAAGUUAGUAAAUCUUCUUGAAUAACUGUCUUAUAACUCAAGCAUCACUCAAUGUCUUGUCGCUGCAUAUUAGGACUAUAGUGAGUGAAAUUGAAUUUGAAUUUGAAUUUUGUUAACUGGAUGGAUCAGGUUUAAUACUUCUUUACUCCCAAUAAGUGAAGACAUCAUCUGCUCCUUCAGCUGCUACAUGGCAGCUACUUAUACAUUCAACAUGCACAAUCCCUGAUGUUUGGCCAAGAUGGCUCUCUUCGUUGAAAGAGUCAUCCUAGACUUUGAAGACAAUCAGUACAUCCAACCUUUGCAAAAUGUGGUCUCAAAGUUAGUAAAUCUUCUUGAAUAACUGUCUUGUAACUCAAGCAUCACUCAAUGUCUUGUUGCUGCAUAUUAGGACUAUAGUGAGUGAAAUUGAAUUUGAAUUUUGUUAACUGGAUGGAUCAGGUUUGAUACUUCUUUACUCCCAAUAAGUGAAGACAUCAUCUGCUCCUUCAGCUGCUACAAGGCAGCUACUUAUACCUUCAACAUGCACAAUCCCUGAUGUUUGGCCAAGAUGGCUCUCUUCGUUGAAAGAGUCAUCCUAGACCUUGAAGACAAUCAGUCCAUCCAACAUUUGCAAAAGUGGUGUCAAAGUUAGUAAAUCUUCUUGAAUAACUGUCUUGUAACUCGAGCAUACUCACUGUCUUGUCAUGCUGCAUGUUAAGACUAUAGUGAGUGAAAUUGAAUUGGAAUUUUGUUAACUGGAUGGAUCUGGUUUGAGGCUUCUUUAAUCCAAGUGGAGUUGAAAGUAGAUUGUUGAAUGAAAAGUAAAACUCUCUAAUUUUGUUGUAGCAGUAUUAAGUGUUAAAUGUUUGAACUCUGCAGUAUUACAAAGUACCCUGACUCUCAUUUAACCUUAUUGUGUAAUGCAUGGGAAACUGUACAUUUUAGAAAAGGAAACAAGUUAUGGAAUACAUAUCUGACCUCAAAUUUGACCAAGAAUGCCAAUUUUUAGUGAAAAUUAUGAAAGAAGUCACUUUAAAAAAAAAUCUUUUUUAUUCUUAAAUUUAUAAAAAUCAGUCAAAUUUAGUGAAAAUCAUCUCAAGAGAAAGUUCUAAUAUCUACCACUUUCAAAUUUGUAUACCACUUUCAAUUUUGUAUAUUAAAAUGUAGUUUUGGCAUUAACCAAAAAGUGCCAAAAGUAUCACCUUUUAUUUUUGGCUCUUUUUGAGGAAAAGUUUCAAGAAUAUCAUUUUACGUAAAACUUUCAAAUUGAUCUCUUCAGGUAAUUUUGACCAAAUCUGGUGAUUAUAAUCAAUUUUUAAAAAUAUUUUUUAAAAAGUUUUCUUGAAAUAUUUUGAGCCAAAGCAGUAAUAUUUUUAUAAUUCCCUUUCAAUUCUGCUGUUUUAGUCAAA
Molecule: messenger RNA, 3462 nt
Organism: Lytechinus variegatus (green sea urchin)
Lineage: Eukaryota; Metazoa; Echinodermata; Echinoidea; Temnopleuroida; Toxopneustidae
Exons: 8
Coding region: 432-2099 (555 amino acids)
Source: RefSeq, a predicted model, not a curated record